This is a messenger RNA of Mesorhabditis spiculigera, 2529 nucleotides long. The record is from the annotation of a GenBank genome assembly. NCBI's taxonomy places the organism in Eukaryota, Metazoa, Nematoda, Chromadorea, Rhabditida, Rhabditidae.
AUGGGGACUCACGAGACGAUCCACUCGGGCCAUUUCAUGACCUCCAAUCCGCAUACGGACCCAACCCCAGAUGAAGAAGAUGAUAAUGAGGUGGACGUCGAGGCCCUUGAUGUUGACGAUGAUAAACCAAUCGACAGUCGCUAUAAGAAAAUCAGUUCGUUCGCAGACAAGCCAGUUACUUUCUACAAAUUUGGCCCUCGGAAAACCCAAUCGAUUGCCAUUGAUGUGUCCCUAAACAAACUAAACAAAUGUAUCAAGGUGGCCUACAAUAAAAUGACGACCCCAAAAUGGAAAGAUUUCAAAGGGCUGCGGUUACAUUGGAAGCAACGCAUCCGCUUAAACAACGUCAUUUGGAGAGCCUACCAUAUGGAAUUUGUCAAAAACUCAGCCGAUGGAAAACCGGGAAAGAAGCAAAAUAAACAAAAAUACUGUUAUUUUUCUGUCCCAGAAGAUGACUCUACACAUGCAAAAGUUGAAGUGGGUACCCUAAUCGAAGGAAUGUAUUGGAAACGACGGAUGGAGGCUGUUUGCGCACAGUACAAACGAUGGCGCUUUUUCUUCCAAAAAAGGAAGCCUGGCCAGCAGCAAAGACGCAAGAGGACGGCAGCUGAAGCGCCCGGGGUUCCGCAGCCCGCCAUCAAAAAAUCGCCUCCGGUGCAACGGUCUUUGACUCCAAAACCAAACAGCAUCAGCGAGUGGGAUGCCGACGAGUUUGAAAAUAUCUUCACGGAUGAGCUGUUUGCCACGCUGAAUCAGCCAUAUAUCUUCCCAAAUCCCCGUGAAAUGAUGCAAGGCGGUCUAGCAGACAUCAUGCAACCCGGGCUGCUGUCUCUGCAGCCGAGCAUUGAGGAGAUUAUGAAUACCGACGGGUGUGAAUUGCUGGGCCCUUUGAAUCCGACUGGAGGUAGCGCACCCCCAAGUGCAAUGGGCAACGAUGGGAUGAUGAUGGAUCAAAUCCACCAAGGCCAUAUGCAAUUCAACCAGUUCCUCCCGCCUCAGCUCCCAAUGGAUCGGCAACUCUCGACCCCUGCUGACUAUUCAACCAAAGAUUACGCGGCGGCCUCGAUGUUGGUCGAUUACAGUAAUCAAAAUGUGCCCAGCCAACCGACCCGAAUGUCUUCACAAAUUAAUUCCCCGAUGAUGUCCGCCGGCCAGCCCCAAUAUUCGCAGGCUCAAUACACAACCAUGCCCUGGAAUCCUGUGCCCUCAUGUUCUGCGAAUGGUUUUUUGGUUACUGGAGGUGACGUCGCCCAAGUAGAUUAUUCUUCACCAUUCGCCGGUCAUGCUGGUCCUUCCCGCCUAAACCAGCCUGGUCCAGCACCAUCCCAAUCAAUGGGCGGUAUGCCCUGGUCGCGUCAAACCCCAUCGGCUCCUGGCUGGUUAGAGCCCCAACUACCAUCACCAAUACCACUUCAGACCCCUCCACCCUCCAUGACAUCUUCAUCCGUUCUAUCCCCGCUUCAAUCAAUGCCCCCACCGCAUAUGCCGAUGCAAAGUGGACUUAGACCUCUUCGUGGCCCUGCCCUUCAACCACCUCCAGCUUCAAGAAUGUCUGUCCCUCAACAUCACCAACAUCAACAAAUGAAGAGGAAUCGAAUGGACCUUGCUGAGCCCGAACCUUCUAAACCAUCGCUUCUUGUUUCUCCAAUCACCCAGCAACAACAAUGCUUACCACGGCCACCCAUGCACAAACAAGAAAUUCCGACUUCACCUUACGGAAUUCCGAAGCAGGAACCUGAUUGGCAUCCAACCAUGCCACAGUCACCUCAAGGAAAAGUGGAUUGGCAGCAGCUGAUGGAUGCACCGGAUUCGGCGGAACAAGAUGAUGGGCUUGACAUGCAAGACUCUAAAUAUGAAAUGACGAUUGCCACAGAGUUGGAGAAAAACAAAAUGAAGGAGCCACCAACAGCAAAUUUGGCCCCGACCGAGCGCAAACGUUUGCUCCAUCUCCAUGCAGAACAGAGCAGACGAUGUGCUUUGAAAGACGGAUUUGACCAGCUAGCUGACCUGAUUCCCGAUCUCUAUGCGCCUGGCAACAAGCCAACAAAUGCCGUGAUCCUAGCGAAAGCUGCAGACUAUAUCCGCUAUCUCCAAAAGAACACCCGCCAAGUUCAGGCCAAGAAGGCGACAGUAGCCGCGAAAGCUGAUGCGCUCAAUAAUAAAAUCACAGUCCUCCAAUCAAGCCUUCCCACGCCGAAUUCGGUUCCGACAAAUUCUGGAAGCGCAUUGGCACCACAGUUAAUGCAAUUUGUGAACCGCUAUAGCCGAGAAAGGAGCCGUGAAAAUUGGGAUUUUGCCUUGAUGGUAAAAAUGUUGGAACCCAUGCUCCAGUCCCUGGCUUCGUAUUUACAUCCGGAUCCUCAGAACCUUAAUGAGGUCUCACGCUCGGCCGCAAUUUGGUUUCACGAGGAGUGGAAGGUGCAAAAGUUGCGCCAACUCCUAACGAGAUUCUUGGUCGAAAUGAGCGGCAAGACAUCGCAUUCAGCCGAUUCAACCGCCCUCCGUGCAUAUGCUCUUGACCUAUCCCGU